Amoebophrya sp. A120 is the source of this 2360-nucleotide messenger RNA. The record is from the annotation of a GenBank genome assembly. NCBI's taxonomy places the organism in Eukaryota, Dinophyceae, Syndiniales, Amoebophryaceae.
GGGACGAGCAGGGAAAGAGAAUAACCGUUGCCAUCAUCUUCUCGACGAUGCACUAUACGGCGCCAAUCAUCAUUUUGCCUUGAACCUAAAAAGUUGGUCUUUUUUUUUAGAACUCACACACUAUUUCACGAACGCCUUUUUCAAGCCUAUCAAGAAAGAAGCUCAAGGCAAUUUUCGCAAAUUUUUCUAAGGCGAUACGGGAAGAAUACAGCCUAUAUCUAGUACUGCGCGAGCGGGUAGAUGAUUUUGGUUCGUAUGCCCACUAUCGCAUGAUCUAAGGCACCAGCAGCACUUCACUUUAGAAGGGAUACAUAGAAAUUUCAACUUUUCAUCUUGCGCGCGCUGCUUAAUGGCUGCGUAGGUGAUAUCAGUAUAGCUACCAAGUAGAAAAUCAGUUUUAUUUCCUAGUUGAUAGAUUUAUUUGCGCCGUCGAUAUUCUCCGUUGAGAAGAAAAAGUGUAGGUGAAUAGGCUAUUUCGUGGAAUAGGAGGUCUACUACUAGCAGGCGUUUUUUGAAGAUUACGCCCAAUAUCUGAAAGUUCACCGUUCUCACCAACACCCAACUUUUCGAGACAAAAGCACUGAACGACUUCAUCGUUGUCUCCAAAUUCCCUAUCUCAACAUUUGGAACGAAGAAGAAGGCACUACGAACAUCUGCGCUGGCGUCGAAUUGUCCGAGUUUUUAGACACGGAGCUUUUCUUUCCUGGUCCCUCAGCAAUUUUACUCAUUCCCGACUGCCUGGUGCGUGCACCCGGUUGGAAUUAUCUCGAUUUCUUCCGGGCUUUGAGUUUGUGUUGCGAAAACACAACGUUAAAAGCACAAACCUGAUCGCAGCUGCCCUCCUGUCCUGCUUCGGAGUCGCACGGCACCGGAGAACUAUUAAAGCGUGGGAGAACAAGCUACAAGGAAGUGUGGAUCCAUCUGAUGAAAACAAAUUCCACCCACAAAGACGAACGACACGAAGAACAAAACCGCUAAAAAUUUAUACAGAAAACGAACGACCACAAGCAAGAAUUAGAUCGAAGAGCCUAAGGCGCUCUUUUCGAUAGUUAGAGCUUCCUGCUCCUGCUGCUGCCGCUUCUUGGGGCCGCAAGCAGACGAGACCAGAGCCGGUAAUUCUGGUGUGCAACGGUUCGCUGCCGAGAGUAAGGGGUCGCGUGCUUAAAUAAGUGCCUCGACGAGUGCUUUGGGUCGAGUACGGCUGCAAGCAACCACUCAAUUUUCUCCGUCGAACCACAAUUGUAGGAUGUCCAUCAUCAACGACAUCUACGGCCUUUUUCAUCCUGGUAUUUUUUGCUAUAUUUUUUUUGGGAACUACACUAGCUUCUAACUGCCGAGGACGUUGGACAGUGAACCUCUUGAUGAAUUAUAUACCACAGUAUCGUAGAAAUUUUUACUAUUCGAACCGGAAAUUAAAUAACUUCUGCGCAAAUUGAUCGGAUGAAAAACACACUUUGUUUCAGGCGCGCCCGGCACCACCUGGGUCGACCGGGUCCACGCGUUUGGGGAAAACUGGGUCUGUGGCAUGAUCCGCCCGAAAAAGAAGCGCAACCCGGGGGAAAUCGAUCCGGAGGCGCCGGUGGUGAUCAAUUUGCACGAUGCCAUUCCCACCGGGCAGUACCCGCUAAGCAACUCGAAGAAGAUUAAACUCUGGGUUGCCCAGGAUCCCGAGCGCCACGUUUACAUCGGCCGACCCUCCAUUUGGGGAAACCCCUUCCGCAUUGGGGACCACGGGGACAGCCGUAUUUAAUUUUCACCAGACAAUUUCUUUUGCCCCUGCUGCUGGUUUUCAACAUGUCGAUUCAAAUAGCACAGCAGCUUUUCAUCUCGGUCCUCCUUCACGGCUUGUCGACCUCCAACUACUUGCUGAUCGAGAUUUGUUUGCGAUGACACGACCUUCUGGACACGCCAAGAGCUUCCGAAGCAGCUUAAAUGUGUUUCAACUGAAGCUACGCUACUUUUCUUUUGGUUUUGAUGCAGACUUUGUAUUUGCAAGAAAAACUAUGAAAAUGAAAACAGGUGAAACAGUGGUCCGGAAGUACCGCGAGUACCUGGUGAACGACCAUCCAGAAGUCUUGGUUCAUUUAGGAGACCUUCGCGGAAAAAUUCUGGGCUGCUGGUACUGAGCUAUGGCGUUUCAGUGUCCGAAAACUGCAUCAGGAAAGCUCGUUUUCAUGCAUGGAAUGAUUGUGUUUGUGCAACCAAGUGAAGUGCAAAAAUAUGGUCAUGCAUGAAUUCUUAUUUAAACUUCUACCAGGUGCCAUCCGCAUCCGUGCCACGGGCAUGUGCUUCAGAAUCUCUACCGCGAUCGCGACGAUGCGCGGUUUUGCAGGGCUUGCACUGACCAGCCAAGGUGUUAG